Messenger RNA from Oryza sativa Japonica Group (Japanese rice), 2171 nucleotides. The record is from RefSeq and is a predicted model, not a curated record. Lineage: Eukaryota; Viridiplantae; Streptophyta; Magnoliopsida; Poales; Poaceae.
GGUGAGCGCGCGAGAUCUCCGGCGUCCCUUUCCCUCCGUCACCAUCAACCACGGUUGCUUCGCCCAGCCGCGAUGCCGCAGCCGCAGGCCGUCCAAAUCAUCAGCUUCACAGACCAGCCAGACGAGUGUGCAGAGCGAGCGCCAUGCCCGCAUAUGCACGGGACGAACCCAAGAUUCACGGCAUGUUAACCAUGUCGGAGAGGUGGCGCUGAGCCAUCACCCCUUCCGUCAUGCAAUGAGUCCUCCUCAAGAAACCCAACCGACGAUCAAUCCAUCGAGGUGUGACGCGCCAUCUCGCCGCUCGGUGGCUUCUUCUUCUUCUACCUUCUCCUCCCUCUUCCUGGCCAGCCAGUGCACGCCUUCUCAUUCAAUUCCCUGCUCACCUCGAUCGAGUAGCUGCUGCUGCUGUGCUAGCUUGCUCGCCGGCCGGUGAGGUCGACGAUGGAGCUGCACAGAUGCUCUCUCCUCGCUCUGCUCCUCGCCGUGACAUGCUCGGUUGCAGUGGCGUAUGAUCCGCUGGACCCGAAGGGGAACAUCACGAUAAAGUGGGACGUGAUAUCGUGGACGCCCGACGGGUACGUGGCGAUGGUGACGAUGAGCAACUACCAGAUGUACCGGCAGAUCCUGGCGCCCGGGUGGACAGUGGGGUGGUCGUGGGCCAAGAAGGAGGUCAUCUGGUCCAUCGUGGGGGCCCAGGCCACCGAGCAGGGCGACUGCUCCAAGUUCAAGGGCGGCAUCCCCCACAGCUGCAAGCGCACCCCGGCCAUCGUCGACCUCCUCCCCGGCGUCCCCUACAACCAGCAGAUCGCCAACUGCUGCAAGGCCGGCGUCGUCUCCGCCUACGGCCAGGACCCCGCCGGAUCCGUCUCCGCCUUCCAGGUCUCCGUCGGCCUCGCCGGCACCACCAACAAGACCGUCAAGCUACCCACCAACUUCACCCUCGCCGGCCCGGGACCCGGGUACACGUGUGGCCCGGCCACCAUCGUCCCUUCCACCGUCUACCUCACCCCGGACCGGCGCCGCCGCACCCAGGCGCUCAUGACGUGGACCGUCACCUGCACCUACUCCCAGCAGCUGGCGUCGCGCUACCCGACCUGCUGCGUCUCCUUCUCCUCCUUCUACAACAGCACCAUCGUGCCGUGCGCCAGGUGCGCCUGCGGGUGCGGCCACGACGGCUACCGCGGCAACGGCGGCGGCGGGAAGAACGCCCGCGCCGGCGACGGACGCAGCAGACGCAACAGCGGCGGCGGCGGAGGGCACAGCGGCGGCACCGAGUGCAUCAUGGGCGACUCGAAGCGGGCGCUGUCGGCGGGGGUGAACACGCCGCGCAAGGACGGGGCGCCGCUGCUGCAGUGCACGUCGCACAUGUGCCCGAUCCGCGUGCACUGGCACGUCAAGCUCAACUACAAGGACUACUGGCGCGCCAAGAUCGCCAUCACAAACUUCAACUACCGCAUGAACUACACCCAGUGGACGCUCGUCGCCCAGCACCCCAACCUCAACAACGUCACCGAGGUCUUCAGCUUCCAGUACAAGCCCCUCCUCCCCUACGGCAACAUCAACGACACCGGCAUGUUCUACGGGCUCAAGUUCUACAACGACCUGCUCAUGGAGGCAGGGCCGUUCGGCAACGUGCAGUCGGAGGUGCUGAUGCGAAAGGACUACAACACCUUCACCUUCAGCCAGGGCUGGGCGUUCCCGCGCAAGAUCUACUUCAACGGCGACGAGUGCAAGAUGCCGCCGCCGGACUCCUACCCCUACCUACCCAACUCCGCUCCGAUCGGGCCGCCGCGUUCCGUGGCCGCCGCCGCCUCGGCGAUCUUGGUGGUGCUCCUCCUGGUGGCAUGAUCAGAAAAAUGUCCCCUUUUGCUUUGUCUUCUUGAUAAUUCCCACAUGUUUGGAGAGCAGUGUAGGUAGGGGCAUUUUGGUCUAUUCAUACUGGAUAUUCAGUCAAAGAGGAAAUCUGUGAUAUUGUGUUAACUUUGAAAUUGCCUGAUAGAUCUCCAUAAUGUACAACACAAUCAGGCUGGAAGAGUUUUGGUCAGUCCCCAGUUAGGCCAGCCCUGAGAAAUCACACCACAAACUUUUCUGCAAAUUCUGUUGUGACUACAAAUAUGUAUGCAGGUAUUGACCUUGAAUUGAGAGGAAAAAAGAAACAAUUUCCACAUUUA